This is a messenger RNA of Symbiodinium sp. CCMP2592, 3930 nucleotides long. Lineage: Eukaryota; Dinophyceae; Suessiales; Symbiodiniaceae. The record is from the annotation of a GenBank genome assembly.
AUGCGCCUGCGCCGAAAUGUAGCACUGUUGCUCCUGGCUUGGCUUCUGCCCGCAGAAUGCCGAAAGCUGGGCACAGACUUAUCGCAGCAACUGGCCACAGAAGCUGAGACAGGUCGCCCUGCGCACCUGACUUUCAAGCUCAAGGCCCUUAGCUUUGUGAAUGCCCGGACGAAGAUCGGAGAGAUCGGGCGAUUACAAAUAUUCUCGUCAAACGGAACUUGCUUGACCUGCAAGGAUUCCUCCGUGUGUUCUAGCUCUGAGACCCCUGAGAGCAAGGACACCGCAGUCCAGAACAUCUGCACCACCAGCCGAACGGAUGGGAAGAAGUUCAGCUGGCAGCGUACAGACAGUCAAAGCGACAUAGUGGUCGAGAUUCCGCUGAAGAACUUGCAGCACGACCACAGCUUCAAGGCCACUCUCACCAGCGCGGUGCAGGCCUCCGGUAGCAACGACGACGAGCACAAGGGAAGGCAAGUCACCGCCUGGAGUGUCACUUGCGUGAUAGCUUCCAGCGAGGGGACCGCCUGGGUGAAAGUACCAGCAGCAGUGAGUGGUGACUUUACCACCGUGGUCACCAAAGACAUGGGCAUCAUGAUGCCGAAGGAUGCAGAUGACCUGUACAAGGAGAGGUGCGUGAAGCCAAGUGCGAAAGAUCUGGCCAACUACACGGUCUCAGAGCAUUCGCUGAAGUUGGCCGACUUUGACGUGAAAGCCGCGUGCGCAGCCGACUUCGUGGGGACCGCCUCGGUGAAGGUUUGCGCGGAAGACGCCACUGAGUACUCGCUCUCUGGUUGUCGGCCAACUGUCUGCAAGGCCAUCAACGACGUCGCUUACUCUGUCGAGGUGAAGAGCCUGGAAAGGCAUUCCUUUGACGUUGGCGUCAGCUGUGCCGACGGCUAUACCGGUGAGGCGAAGGUGAAGAUCUGCGAAGAAGAUGGCGAGGGCUUCACUCUCGAAGGCUGUGUGCGUACAACCACAACAACCUCAACGACCACAACCACCACCACGAGCACAACUACAACUACGAUCACCACUACGACAACGACAACAGUCACGACGACUACCACCACCAUCACGACAACCUCAACCGUGACAUCAACUACGACGACCACCGUGACGACCACUAGCACCACAACUACCACCUUCACAACAACUACCACCACCACGACCACCAGCACCACAACUAUUACCACAACGACAACUUCCACGACAACCUCCACCACAACUUCGACCCGCACAACUACGAGCACGACAACCACUACCAGUACUACGACCGAGACAACCACCACCACCCUAACAACCACAUCUACUACGACCACAACGAUUACCUCCACCACUACGACGACAACCACGACCACAACGUCGACAUCCACAACUACCACAACCUCAACUACAACAAGUACGACCACGACGACAACCACCACAACGACCUCAACUUCCACAAGCACUACAACGAUCACGACGACGAGCACAUCAACAAGCACCACAACGACGACUUCCACCAGCACCACAACGAUCACAACAACUUCCACGACGACAACGACAACUACGACAAGUACCACCACAACCACAACGUCGACGAGCACUACCACAGUGACCACAACUACAACUACAAGCACCACCACAACAACCUCGACCACGACCACUAUCACCACUACUUCAACGACCACCAUCACAAGUACCACAACCACAACUACCAGCACAACCACCAUCACGUCUACAACUACCACGUCCACUUCGACUACCACCACCACGAGCACAACAACGACCACUCUUACAACAACUACAACCACCACCACCUCCACAUCAACCACGACCACUACCACCUCAACAAGCACCACAACCACUACAAGCACGACAACUUUGACAACGACUUCGACAACGACCAUCACCACUACCACUACAACCUCCACAACCACAACCACGACCAGCACCGUGACCUCUACAACAACAACCACAACGUCCACGACGACCAGCACGACAACUACAUCCACCACAACGACUACCACAACCACAACCACCACAACAACUACCACCACCAGCACAACCACAACGACGACGACCAGCACCACCACAUCUACCUCUACCACCACAUCCACGACAACCACCACCAGCACAACCACUACUACAUCAACGACCACAACGACGACAACCACCACUACCACUUCUACAUCAACCAGCACGACCACUACGACCAGCACUACAACUACCACAACAACCACUACUUCGACAUCGACCAGCACAACAACCACGACCUCCACGACGACCUCCACGACCACCACCACCUCCACAACGACGUCGACGACCACGACAACUUCCACAACUACAUCCACGACAACGACUACGUCGACAACGACAUCCACGAUCACGACGACAAGCACCAAGACGACCACGUCGACGACUUCCACAAGUACUACGACUACGACCAGUACCUUCACGACCACCACCACGGUCACAUCUGCCGACUGCGUGCCUCCAAAAGACGUGCAAGGUUAUGACCUGCAUGUCAAGUCGAUUCACAUUGACGACUUCGACGUGUCUGCCAGCUGCUGGGAGGGUUACGACGGCCAGGCGGUCGCGAUGUCUUGCGAGCAUCCCGGCCAGAGCUAUACACUGACUGGCUGCAAAUGGAGUCGGCACUGCAUCGCUCCCAACGAGACCAAGGGCUAUAAGAUAAGUGAGCGCUCUUUGGACGUCGACAGCUUCGACGUGCAAGCAGAGUGUUCCCUGGAUCCGAGCAUGACGGCAAAGGUGACGAAGUGUAACGAAACCUUCGCGAAGUACCAGCUCUCCGGAUGCCGUACCAGCGCCAUCUGUGUGAGCCCGGAGAACACCGAGGGCUACAUCGUGGACGAAAAGACGCUCAUCCGUCACGACUUUGACGUCACGGCCUCCUGUGCCUCUGGAUACAUAGGAACCGGAUCGGUGAAGCCUUGCGACCAUCAUCUCAAGCCCUACGUUCUCUCUGGCUGCAACGCUCUCUGCUUGGCACCGAAGAAAGUGGAGAGCUACCUGGUCGAGGAGAACAACCUGUUCAUGGAGUCCUUCGAUGUGACCGCCAAGUGCAUCGACGGCUUCGAGGGCAAGGCGAAGGUGACGAAGUGCUCGAAGCCUGGUGGAACCUACUCCUUGAGCGGCUGCUCCUACGGAGGUGCCUGCACGGCCCCAGAAAGCACGGAGGGCUACUUAGUCACAGAGGUGGAGCUCCGCAAGGCGGACUUGGAUGUAACGGCGGAAUGUGCCCCGAACUACAUCGGCACCGCUGCGGUGACGCCUUGCUCUGACGACUUGGGCUCCUACGCCCUCACCGGCUGCGAGGCGGAGAAGAAGUGCUUCUCCCCUGCUUCGGACGCUUCGAAGGGCUACGACCUGGUGGAGAACUCCGUGGCCAUGGAGAACUUCGAUGUCACGGCUACGUGCAAAAGCACUCAUGUGGGAACUCCCCAGGUGACGGCCUGCACCAGGCCACUGACGCCCUACACCAUCGCCGGCUGCGAGGAGAAGAUCGUUUGCGUCACGCCUUCCGAGACAAAGGGCUACAAAGUCACCGAAGUCUCUAAGCUGCAGCAGACCUUUGACGUUAAGGUGGAGUGUGACCUUGGCUACGAGGGCACGGCCUCCGUCACAGCCUGCUCGGCGACUGGGGAGGUCUACACUCUUGGCGGCUGCACCUACAGCACCGACGUUUGUGUCGCGCCCGAGUCUACCGAGGGGUACCUGGUCACCGAAACCAACCUACGCCAGUCGGUCUUCAAGGUUCAAGCGGCCUGUGCUGCUGGCUACAUUGGCAUCCCGGAAGUCACGCCGUGCUCGAAGCCUGGCUUUCUUGAAGACCCAGACCCCCAGGAGGAUCCAGAAAGUAGAUCCCUUGAUGGGGGUCCCUUUAGGGGUUCCUUUAAGGGUCCCUUUAAGGGAUCUUUAGCGUUUUAG